This is a messenger RNA of Cylicocyclus nassatus, 1065 nucleotides long. NCBI's taxonomy places the organism in Eukaryota, Metazoa, Nematoda, Chromadorea, Rhabditida, Strongylidae. The record is from the annotation of a GenBank genome assembly.
AUUUUUCAGUUCGUCUUUAAAACGUGAAGCGCACGAUCCUUAAUUCACCACGAUGGUUAGGGAAGACAGAACAACAUGGAAGGCCAACUAUUUCCUGAAGUUGAUCGAACUUUUUGACGAGUAUCCCAAAUGCUUCCUUGUCGGAGUUGACAAUGUUGGAUCGAAGCAAAUGCAGGAGAUUCGUCAGGCUAUGCGAGGGCAUGCGGUUAUCUUGAUGGGGAAGAACACCAUGAUUCGAAAGGCCAUCCGUGGACAUCUGGGAAAGAAUCCGGCAUUGGAAAAGCUACUACCUUACAUUGUUCGCAAUGUCGGCUUCGUCUUCACUAAAGAAGAUUUGGGCGAAAUUCGCUCCAAAUUGCUAGAGAAUAGGAAGGGUGCUCCUGCCAAAGCUGGUGCAAUUGCACCUUGCGAUGUGAAGUUGCCACCUCAGAAUACUGGUAUGGGUCCCGAGAAAACCUCUUUUUUCCAAGCUCUACAGAUCCCCACCAAAAUCACUAGAGGGACCAUUGAAAUCUUAAGCGAAGUCCACCUCAUCAAACAAGGAGAGAAAGUUGGAGCUUCCGAAGCCUCUCUGCUUAACAUGCUUGGCGUGACACCCUUCUCGUAUGGACUUGUCGUUGUGCAGGUGUACGAUAAUGGUACCAUCUAUUCCCCAGAAGUGCUGGAUAUGACCCCCGAGGAGCUGCGCAAGCGCUUCAUGGAAGGAGUUCGCAACGUUGCCGCCGUUUCACUCGCCAUCAAGUACCCGACAGUGGUAUCUGCGGCCCAUUCGCUGGCCAGAGGACUUCAGAACAUGUUUGCCAUCGCUGCUGCCACCAAUGUCAGCUUCAAGGAGGCGGAUCAGCUUAAGGAAAUGCUGGCCGACCCGAGCAAGUUCGCCACCGCCGGUGCAGCGGCACCAGCCGCCGGCGAAUCUGCUCCUGCCGCACCUGUUGCGGCUGCAGAAAAGAAGAAGGAGGAACCGGAGGAGGAGUCUGAGGAAGAAGAUUUUGGCUUUGGCCUGUUUGACUAAUCAUUUUACAAACAUUAUCAACUUGCCGCUUUUGGUUACAUCCAGUAAUUCAA